CGACGGCAGCGAGGUGCCCGAGCACUCAAACCAGCGCAACUGACCGUCUGCGUCUGCGUCUGCGUCGGCGGGCCAAGCCGCUCCAUGAACUUCUUCAGCAGCGGGCCCAACCUCGAGAAGCAGGUCUUCGACCUGAAGCUCACCAGCAAGCAGUUUGACCGCAUGUCUGCAAAGAGCACGAAGCAGGAGAAGGCGGAGCUGCUCAAGGUGAAGAAGGAGAUGGAGAAGGGCAACAUGGACGUGGCUAGGAUCCACGCACAGAACGCGAUCCGCAUCCGCAACACCGCGACCAACUACCUGAAGCUCGCCAGCCGCAUGGACGCGGUCGCCGCGCGGAUUGACCAGGCGAUACAAAUGAAGGCUGUCACCAAGCAGAUGGGAGGCGUGGUCAAGGGGAUGGACAAGGCGCUCAAGUCGAUGGACAUGGAGCAGAUAGGGAAGGUGAUGGAGCAGUUUGAGAGCUCGUUUGAGAACCUCGACCUCGCGUCGGCCACGGUGGAGAACGCGCUGGGGGGGGCCACCGCCGCCUCGAUGCCCGAGGCCGAGGUCGACGAGCUGCUCGACGCCGUCAGUGCCGAGCACGGCCUCGAGAUUGCAAACAAGGCGGCGGCGGUGGGCAAGGGGGCGGUGCAGAUGGGGGCGGCGGCGGACGAGCACGAUGACGCGCUCGAGAAGCGGCUCCAAGCGCUGCGCGAAGGCGCGAUGUGAGGGCGCUGCCUUGGACGAGUUGGGGUGUACGGGUCUCGUGCUGUGUCUUGUUGUCAGUGAGAGAGAGCCGCGGGCGGCGGCGGCCCGCGGCGGUCGCACACGCGCUCGCGGCGCGGGUGCCGGCGACGCACACGGCGUGCGCGGCGAGGCGGGGAGGGCCCUCCGUGGGACAAGGGGCAAGGAGCGCCAUGGUACAUUACGCCUCGAGUUCAUGUGAGUUCAAGUUGCUCAU
Messenger RNA from Emiliania huxleyi CCMP1516, 940 nucleotides. RefSeq names its product vacuolar protein sorting protein 46A (gene VPS46A). Gene Ontology annotation, biological process: late endosome to vacuole transport; protein transport; endosome transport via multivesicular body sorting pathway. Bases 85 to 708 code for a protein of 207 amino acids. The record is from RefSeq and is a predicted model, not a curated record. The transcript has 4 exons. Lineage: Eukaryota; Haptophyta; Isochrysidales; Noelaerhabdaceae. Gene Ontology annotation, cellular component: ESCRT III complex; multivesicular body.